Messenger RNA from Alligator sinensis (Chinese alligator), 837 nucleotides. It is a transcript of the gene SPEGNB, whose product is annotated as CAVP-target protein. Bases 148 to 837 code for a protein of 229 amino acids. Gene Ontology annotation, molecular function: protein binding. The transcript is spliced from 4 exons. The record is from RefSeq and is a predicted model, not a curated record. Lineage: Eukaryota; Metazoa; Chordata; Crocodylia; Alligatoridae.
CGGCCACAGGCGCGGGGCGCAGCGUGGCCCGGGGGGGCCGGGACUGCCCAAAGAAGGACAGGUCUGGGCAGGAAUGUGGUUGGGGCGCGGGCUGGCCACCCCCGAGGCCCCCGCGCCUCGCCUGCCCGGGGUAUAAAGCUGGGCGUGAUGGGCCCCGCCAGUGCCCUGCACCCCGGAGCAGACGCAGCGGCUGUGAGCACCCCCAAGAUGUCCAAGGCUGCUCCCAAGGCAGCCCCCCCGGCCCCCAAGGCAGCCCCCCCAGCAGCCAAGCCGGGCCCGAAGAAAGGGGCCACACCAGCCCCCCCGGGCUUCAGCCUCGACAUCAACGACCCGCAGGGGCAGAAUGCAGCCAUCCGCAUCCAGGCGUCCUACCGUGGACACAGGUCCCGCAAGGAGCUGAAGGAGAAGGGGCCGCCGCGAGUGCUGGAGGGGCUGAAGGACACAAUGCUGAUCGAGGGCAGUGCAGCCAAGCUGUCCUGCCGCAUCAGCGCCUUCCCCGACCCCUUCAUCCGCUGGUCCAAGGACGGGGUGGAGCUGAAAGAUGGCCCCAAGCACCGCUACAUCUUCGAGGACCCUGACAUCGUGGCUCUGGUGGUGCGGGACGGCGGCCUGGCCGACCUGGGCCGCUACACUGUCUCUGUCAAGAACCCCUUUGGGGAGUGCUUCGACUCCGCGCGCAUCCUCGUUGAGGUGCCUGCCAAAAUUGAGAAGGGGCCAGAGAGCACCAAGGCCAAGGUGGGCUCCAAGGUCAUGCUGACGGCGCUCAUCAGCGGGCAGCCGGAGCCCGAGGUGGGCUGGGCCAAGGACGGCCAAGACAUCGAGGAGGACAACCGGUGA